UUCAGCAUUUUUGAAUGUUUUUAAAUUUUCUAUUUUGUUAUUAAUAUAACUAAUAAAUAACAAAUUUAUUUUGCCUGGAUACAACUAAAACAUUAAACUAUGGGUGCCUGUGCUGGAAAACACUCUUAUAUUAAGAGUGAAUUACGUGAUGUUUAUCUACCGGAGCCGAUCAAGAAUAACAAUAAUAACAAUGAUUUGAUCGUAAAAUUUCGUGAAUCACAAAACCCCGGAAACAAGAAUUUACCGAAAAUAUAUCGCAUGUCAUACUUGAGCAGCGAUUUUGAUCCAAAAGCGUUUGACUUCAGCGAUGACCUGUGCCAACAUAUAUUGAGCUACUUGUGCUGGGAGGACAGGUUGAGGUUAGAGUGUGUUUGCACUCAAUGGCGACGACUGAUGUAUAAUAGCGUAAACACCAUCGACUACCCGAUUCCACGACAGGCUUUUCCCAACAGUGAAAUCAUUAGACAGGAUAGGUAUUGGCUUUUUGUGUCGCGACAAGUGCUCAGAAAAUGUCAUUUUCUAAGACACGUAAAACUAUGGCCCGUUUGUGACAGUGAAGUGUUGAUGAUUUUGGCGAAAAACUGUCAAAACUUGGAAACAAUUGAAUGGCGUUUUCAUAACAUGAAACCCGUCCGUCGGGAACUGCUCAACAAUAUUACUGAUAAUUGUGGCCAUUGUUUGACAAGUGUUAAACUCCGGGAGUUAGCCAAUGAUGAGUUUCAUUCAGAGUCCGGGCUAUCAGUACUUAUAGUUUACAGUGAGUUUCUGGUUAAUGUCAACUCAGUCACAGUUUCUAUUGAUUCAGAUAAAUGUCUUAAAUAUUUCAUACUAUUAGCCGAUAUUUAUAGAGAUCGCAUCACAUCAUUGACACUAAGACUUAAAUUUAGCACUUUUUACACACAAUUAGAUGAAACAUUUGAAACUAUAGCACAGUUUCAAGGAUUGAAAUCUUUGCAUUUAAUUAUUGAAUCAGACAAUGCACUUGAUUUGGACUUAACAUUAGGUGCAAACAUAUUGCACGAAAACUGUCCACAACUGAUUCACUUAUCACUGGAAAUCAGGGACAGUAUACGAUGUCCAUCAGCACCGGUACUUAUAAGCAUACAGUCAUUGGUGAAACUGGAAUCUCUUUAUUUGACGCUCAGGUGCACUGACAUAGAGUUGGGAUCAUUAAAAUCGUUGCAAUCACUGACACACUUAACACAACUAAGCAUUUUAUACACAAAUCUAAGCGAUGAACAUAUGAAUGAGAUUCACGACAACUGUCCAUACCUUCAAAAAUUAAAACUAAUAACUCGACAAAACCUUUCUAAUGAGUCGUUGUAUAGCAUAUCACACCUGAAAUUUCUAGUAGAUCUCAGGAUAUAUUGCACACCAUAUUGUGUAUUGAAUAUAACCGAUACGGGUGUCUGUCAAGUGCUAAAUAAUUGUCAACACAUAAGAAAUAUUUUGUUUGAAUGUGGAGUUCAAAUAUCACAACUAACUUUGCUUACACUCAACGCAUUGGCCAACAGUAUACCAAAAACUGCAUUUAAGUUUAGCUUUUGUUGGCAACGAUCGGUGGAUAUCGGCGACCGAUAUGAUCAGUGGUCACGUCUACCAGCACACGAAUUAUGGCCAGAAUUGUUGUGUUUACCCGAAAACUUGACAAUUGUUUGCCGCGAGUAUUUUGUAGGAAAAUGCGGCACAAGUAUGGCAAAUGCCGUACAAAAUUAUGAGAAGUAAUUUCAGUGGCCACCACUUGCUUUAAAGUUAGAUAAAACAUUAGAGAACCUGGAGAUUCAAUAUAGUCCACAAUUGC
This is a messenger RNA of Oppia nitens, 1801 nucleotides long. RefSeq lists its product as uncharacterized. Gene Ontology annotation, molecular function: protein binding. The record is from RefSeq and is a predicted model, not a curated record. The transcript is spliced from 3 exons. Lineage: Eukaryota; Metazoa; Arthropoda; Arachnida; Sarcoptiformes; Oppiidae. The coding region runs from base 100 to 1725 and encodes 541 amino acids.